CAUAUAUGAACGCAAGUUUAUAUCUAUUCGGCUUGGCUAUUACAUAUCUGACUUAUAUAUUUGGGAUAAUUGUUUUUCCAUCACAGAUUUCUCUACAUGGAAACGUCAUUCUACUACUGCUUCUUGCUCUUCUUUUUCCUCUUUUUCCUCUCUAAACGUCUUCUUGGAAUCAACAAGAACCUCCCACCAAGUCCUGGUGUAUCCUUACCGAUUAUCGGUCAUCUCCACCUUUUGAAGAAGCCCCUGCAUAGAACCUUUGCUGAUCUUUCUAAAAAGUAUGGUCCAAUCCUAUACCUUAAAUUUGGCUCUCGUCCUGCUGUUCUCGUGUCAUCCCCUGCUGCUGUAGAGGAAUGUUUCACCAAGAAUGACAUAAUUCUCGCCAAUCGUCCUAAGCUUCUUGCUGGAAAACACCUCGGUUAUGACUACACUACCCUUGUCUGGGCCUCCUACGGUAACCACUGGCGCAACUUAAGACGCAUAGCUUCUAUUGAACUCUUGUCGUCCAAUCGCAUACAAACGUUUUCUAAUGUCCGAGUGGAAGAGGUCAGAUCUUUAGCUCGUAGGCUUUUUAGAGGCUCGAUGGAUGGUGAAUUCAUGACUGUUGAUAUGAAGUCGAUGCUUUUCGAGCUUACGCUUAACGUCCUCAUGAGGAUGAUUGCUGGAAAGCGAUAUUAUGGGGAGAAUACAGCAGAAUUGGAUGAUGCAAAAAAGUUCAAAGAAAUUGUAACAGAGACUUUUCAAUUGAGCGGAGCUUCAAAUAUAGGAGAUUUUGUGCCAGCUUUGAAGUGGGUUGGAUUAACUAAUAUCGAGAAGAGGCUAGAAAUAUUGCAAAGAAAGAGAGAUAGAUUUAUGCAAGAAUUGGUUGAAGAGCACAAGAGAGCAAAUUCGGAUGAUUCUGCUUCAGGAAAGAGGUGCAAGACUAUGAUUGAUGUUCUGCUAGAUCUGCAAAAAGAUGAACCUGAAUACUAUACAGAUGAAAUCAUCAGAGGCAUGAUGCUGGUUAUGUUAACAGCUGGGAGCGACACUUCUGCAGGUACGUUGGAGUGGGCACUCACACUUUUACUAAACAAUCCAGAAGCCCUUUUAAAAGCAAGAGAAGAAAUUGACACAAACGUAGGACAAAGCAAGCUGAUUGAAGAAUCAGACAUAGCCAAUCUUCCAUAUCUUCAGGGCAUCAUUAAUGAGACCUUCAGAAUGCAGCCUGCUGCCCCAUUGCUACCUGCCCACGAGUCAUCAGAAGAGUGCAUUCUAGGAGGAUUCAAAAUCCCACGUGGCACUAUGUUACUGGUAAACAUGUUUGCCAUACAAAAUGAUCCCAAGUUAUGGGAAGAGCCAACAAAGUUUAAGCCAGAGAGGUUCCUUAGCACAGAGGGCAAAGGAGAGGGAUUAGGAUACAUGUUGUUGCCAUUUGGGGCAGGGAGAAGAAGGUGUCCCGGAGAAGGGUUGGCCAUAAGGAAUAUUGGGUUGGGAUUGGGGACUCUCAUUCAGUGCUUUGAGUGGGAAAGAAUUGGUGAAGAAAUGGUUGAUAUGGUUGAAGGGAGUGGACUUUCAAUGCCAAAGGCUCAUCCUUUGGUUGCUAAAUGUAGACCACGCCCGACAAUGGUCCACCUCCUUUCUAACGCCUAACAACACUUGUAUCUGGAUUUGGUUGCUUUUCUUUAUUUUUAUUCUCUAAAUGCCUCUCAUUCUUGACUCUUCUGCCAUUAGAACGUUCAAGUUAUAAUUAAAUAAAUCAAACUUGUCGUGCACAAAAAUGUUUGAAAUAUCUUGAAUAUAUGAUAAUUCUCUUUAA
Molecule: messenger RNA, 1792 nt
Organism: Ricinus communis (castor bean)
Lineage: Eukaryota; Viridiplantae; Streptophyta; Magnoliopsida; Malpighiales; Euphorbiaceae
Product: cytochrome P450 81Q32
Exons: 2
Coding region: 97-1626 (509 amino acids)
Molecular function (GO): iron ion binding; heme binding; oxidoreductase activity, acting on paired donors, with incorporation or reduction of molecular oxygen
Source: RefSeq, a predicted model, not a curated record